Molecule: messenger RNA, 1257 nt
Organism: Phoenix dactylifera (date palm)
Lineage: Eukaryota; Viridiplantae; Streptophyta; Magnoliopsida; Arecales; Arecaceae
Product: ATP synthase
Source: RefSeq, a predicted model, not a curated record
UCGCUUGGGCGAGAGAGAGAGAGAGAGAGAGAGGGGGGGGGGGGAGAAAAGGAAGGAUGAGGAAGUUCGAUCCAUGGCCGGUGUUUUUCCGGAGGGAGUUCAACCGCAACUGGCCCUUCCUCGUCGGCUUCGCCAUCACCGGCGCCGUCAUCGUCAAGCUCACCGCCGGCCUCACCGAGGAGGACGCCAAGAACUCUCGCUUCGUGCAGGAGCACAACAGCGAUGCACUUAUUGAAUCCGGGACAGAUUUGCUUAUUGAGCUGCCUGCUUCCAACGCCCUUACCAUUCCAUACUGCUCUGCAGUUAGCACUCCCAAAUCUGGAAAUGCUAACCAAAACUUCAAUGGUAAACCUACAUUCAUGAUUAGGACUGUCUCGAUAUCAUGUAACACGUGAGGGGUAUAGAGCAAGUACAGUAGUUUUUCUGUCAAGAUGAAAACGCACUUUUGCAAACAGUAGUAUGAUACAGCCUUCGCAUUUUGGAGAUGCAAAUGUUUAUACGUUGAAGAAUAAUUUUGAAUUCAUGCUGCACGUCUAUGAUUUUGGUAUAGCAAAAUGAUCACCACUGCUAUUAUUCAAGUGUAAAGUUCGUGCACUUAGCAAACUUGCUGAUCGUAGUGGUCACUUGCAACAUUGCCAUUUUUAUUGGUUAAGCUGCUUGUUAGUUGUCUUUUAUUUUUGAAUAUGUUGAAUUUCCUGAGACAAAAGCAAAUUGUUACUUUGAUAUUGCAAGGGGGGAACAUGUGUCAAAAAUAUUAUACUAAGUUAUAAAAUGUGAUAAGUCAGUUCAGAUUAAAAACAUGAACAAGUGUGGUGUGCAAGUGGCUGUUAUAGCCUUUUACUCAGAAAAAAAAAACUAUUCUUUCACUGUCUUUUGCCCCUCGAUACAUGGUUUGGGUGUUUUCUUGUCUUUAGCCUUUUGCUGAUUGCUUGCGUGCCAUGCCAACCAGUACAUGUUGUUCUAUCCAGUUUUAUUAGAAUUUUGUGUAUCCAUGCGCAUGCUUAAUGUUAUUCAACAUUUCCAAGACUUAGAGAAGGCUGUCUUGAUGAUUUGAGGAAGCGCAAUGGCAUUCUAACAAUUAUAUUAAAAUAGGCCUGGUAGUCCAUGUUCCUAGCGAUCAUGCAAAGAUUAUUCUGAUUUUUCUCAAUUUUGUUGUCAAAAUGCUUUUUUUAACAGCUGAACGAGUGGGUUCAAAUGUUUGAAUUAUUUUUGUUGGACACAUGUAUGAUAUGUAUAUUUCCCAUUGUAAACAAGCAG